CAGCCACGACACAAUUAAUCGACCGGUUGUGGGAAUGUGGGUGUGUGGAUAUCCAUGGGUCGCAUAUAACUAAAGCCGAAUGCAACCCAACCCAUUGAACAGUGCAACGGGUUUCAACCCAAACAGUCUUACAAUUCGUCAACGUGAGUUUUACCCACUUUGAUCAGGUUGGAUCGGAUAAGGUAUCCGUGGAUUCGAAUGUUGUUGCCAUCUCUAAAAAGGAGGCGGGAGAUGGUACUUUAAAAAGUCCAAUUCAACUAUCUCCGGGCCCAAAUGAAGCCCAAUUAAAACACAAAGGAAAGCCGGAAGAACUGAAUUUUUCCCUGAAGCGAAGAAAUUGAAUCAAGGAAGAGCAACCGGAGAAGUUGAGAGUUCAGCGAUAGUCGAGAGAGAAAGAGGGAGCAGCCAUGGAAGGUAGCAGCAGCAGCAGCAGAAGCGACGAGGAUUUCGCAGUGGGCUGUAUGCUCUCCAUCAAAACCACUUUGGGCGACGAAUUCGACGGCCAAGUCGUCACCUUCGACCGCCCAUCCAACAUCCUCGUCCUUCAUAUCCUUCUCUCCCAACCAUCCUUCAUUUCCUGCUCUGCCUUUUCUUCUCACCCAUGCUGAGUAUCUGUUGAAACCCUCUGUGCUCUGGAUUCCUUAACUGUGUUGUUUUGAUUCUCACAAGAGGGAUCGAAACUUGGGCCGAGGAGGAACAUACGGUUCCUGAAGACGAAUUACAUCAAGGAGUUCUCUUUCCUAGGGCAAUCAGAAGACCCACUUGACUUCAAGAAGUGUUAUAUAGAUCUCCAGAGCCUCCAAGCUCGUGAGGAGUUGGCUUUGAGGUAAAUAUGCCUUCUUUUGUUCGUCUAGCUUAGGGAUUUCGAUGGGUCUUGCUAUUGAAUUUCUCACUUCUGUUAUUAUGUGAAUUUUGCAGGCAAGCGGAAGCAGAUGCCCAGAGGAUUGGAGUUGGUGUCACUACUCAGGCUCAGGGAAUCUUUGACGCCUUGUUUAAGACGUAUGCUCAUUUUUACAUCAUCCAUUUUGAUUGUGGUCGUGCAACUGUCAUGAAUUCUACUUUCAAUGAUAAUCAGUAGGUUCAGAUAUUGGAUGUAUGCUGGUAGUCUUAGAGUGUCCCGUUCUUUUUGAUGUUUUGAUGAAUGAUCUUCAUUUUGGGGUUGAAUGAGGAGUGACUUAGACAGAAUGGAAGUGAUUCGAAUUCUAGUGUUGGUGUUUUCUGCUUUGAGAUGACUUAUUCACUUCGACGCCAGUGUCUCUGGGUGGCUAAGGGCCGUUUACCAGUAUUCUUCACAGUCCUGUACUUGUCCUUCUAUGUAUGUGCAUGGUUAUUAGGCCUCAUGUUUGCGAGUGUGUUGUUUGAAUUAGCUCCUAAAUGGUUUUGUUUGUAGACUCGAAGAUGCUUCCUUUCACUUUUGUAGUCUCGCUUUCUUAACUAAAAAGAGGCUUCUGUUGAAGAUGACUAGUUUUACUGCUGAUUCUGAUGUAAAAUAAACCAGGCUUCCGGUCCGCUGGGACAAGACUUCUAUAGUUGUUAUGAAUGAAGUGCGCGUCAGUAGCCCUUAUCUCCCUGAAAAUGUUAUUGGAGGAACUCCUGCUGCCAAUGACCGAGUGAAAAAAGUGGUAAGCAUCUCACGAUUCGACUUCUGUUCUUGACAUUGUUUGCCGAGUUAUUUGCUUUGGUUACCUUUGCCUUUAUUUCAGCUCGAGUUGGAGAGGAGAAGGUUGCAAACUCGUGGCCCUGGCCCGUGACGUUCAAAUUUUUGGGAUCCCAUGCAAUUUCUUCGAUAGGCUGCCCAGAUGAGCAAUGAAAUGCAGCGUGGCUCGUCCCUACAGUCUGUGUGAGCAAGCAUAUUUCAGCAACCUCCCUAACUGUGAUCCAUAGUGAGGUCUGUUGACCUGAGGAAUCUGGUUUUGGGAUAGAUCUUAAUUUAGCUGCUACCUUUUAGUCAGUAGGUCAUUUAGCACUUCAAUUUUUGACAAUCAUACUACUGAAGCAACUGGGGAUCUACCAUUGUUGAGUUUAUCAUGAGUCUGAUUUUGGUGCGCUCUUUAGAGGUUGUAUUGUGUGUGAUGGUCAAGUAAAAAGAUUUAUCGAACUGCUGAGGGGUUCCAUCUUUUCCAAAGAGGUUCAUUUCAUUUUUCAUGGUUUCCAGGUAAGUUUGUAGGGUUUGAAUUGAACCACCAAUUUACCACCCGACCCAGAAAAACAGAAACUCUUCAACCAAAAAAAACUUGUGAACAAGUGGACGCAAAAAGCACAACCGGUUUGGUCCGCCAUAAUAGAUCAGACCUGUGAUAAGGGAUGGUCUUGAAUACCCUUCCCCAUUAAGAACUUUGGAUGACGAAUUGGAGAAGACAAUUAGGCAACACACUGCCGCGAGCUCUCUCUCUCUCUUUCGAACUCAAAAUUUUCCUGUUUUUGCUCCAUUUCUUAAAUUUUCCUGUUUUUGCUCCAUUUCUUCUACAUAGAAGAUGUCCAGGUCAGUACACAUGCUAACCCUAGGUGAAGAUAAACUUGAAGUAAAAGCCUAUAAGUACAUCUCUUCGCACUCAAAAUUCACUAUCAUUGUGUAUUAUUUUUUCUCUGUGUGACUAGAACACCCUUGUUGUUUAGUAUUGUCAAACCUAGAGUUGUUCAACUAUUGAUAUUAUGAUUUGAUUAUUAUACUUUAUUGAGUUUUUUUCUUCAAUCUCGUUAUUCUUGCUUAAAUUUGUGGUUUUUUCCUAGUAUUAAUCCAAGAGAGAAAUCUGUGAUUGAUCAUUGAUUUUAAUAAGUAUGACACGAAGUUGCAAUUACGAGUAAAACCAAGCCAAUCUCGACAAAAAAAGAGAGUAAAAGCAAUCAACUGGUAGUCUGGUAGAGAUUGCCUCUUCGUGAAGUAAGCCUAAGUUGAGGCAUCACUAUUAAAUUAGAAAGAGAAAAAUUCUCCCAUCGCGUCCUUAACCGGUGUUCGAGUUUUUUGAACUCCUUAUGCCACUAAAGUUGCUAAGGUCUUUGAUUAAGGUUACGAAUUUGCUCUUCCUACUCUCAUGGAACCUCGAAAUAGAGAAUGUAACACUACACCUCAGGAUAGAGAUUCAAACACGAACCACCGAUGCAAGAAACUACAUGUCUUACC
Molecule: messenger RNA, 3121 nt
Organism: Linum trigynum
Lineage: Eukaryota; Viridiplantae; Streptophyta; Magnoliopsida; Malpighiales; Linaceae
Source: the annotation of a GenBank genome assembly